Molecule: messenger RNA, 19850 nt
Organism: Schistosoma haematobium
Lineage: Eukaryota; Metazoa; Platyhelminthes; Trematoda; Strigeidida; Schistosomatidae
Exons: 7
Coding region: 12399-13106 (235 amino acids)
Biological process (GO): transmembrane transport
Cellular component (GO): membrane
Molecular function (GO): transmembrane transporter activity
Source: RefSeq, a predicted model, not a curated record
AAGGUUAUAACAUGACCUUAAGUCAUACGUAAACUUUUCGAAACCUAAAACAUUUAGCAUCGUUUGUCAGAUUGUCUUAGUUGCACACUUGCGUCAUUUCUGAGUGUUUUGGGUUUUAUUUCUUGAUAAAUAGAGGAUAAAUUAAUAUUACCUUUCCUUACGUCGCUGUGAUUCUACUUAAGCGUCCAAAGUACUUUCACGAUAAAUGCAAAAUGGGAUACUGACUUCAUCAAACAACGAAAAGGGGUUUAAUUUGGCCUAACGAAUGUGAAGUGUCAGGUGCUAAGACCUUUUAUCGUAAAUCUGAUUGGUUCGUCCAUAAAUUAUAGUCCCACUGAUCUGAACAUUCGAACGGUAAAAUGCAGGUUUAUAGCGGAUUGAUAUUGGAGAGAUAGCAUAACUAUUCGUGUUAAAGGUUUUCGGAUUCGCUAGUGUGUUGACACAUUGCACAAACUCGAUGUCUUAAAAAUUUCAGUUACUUUCUCGGCAACGAGCGUAGUGCAUCCAGAGACACUUAGUAAGUCCAAGAAGCAUAAAGAGCACAUUUAAAAUAACCAGAAAUAACAAACUUAUUAACUAAGUGGUCAACUAUACGGCACAAUUGACGAACACCAUCAGCCUAACUAUUAAGGUGUUAUAGAAGCGGAACUCUAGCAAUAUGUCUAGUUAGUUCUAAGCCUUAUAUACCUUGUGGUUACUUUAAGUUGGUAACAAAAUCUAUCAUUCCCAAUCAGGUUCAGGAAUAUCAUGUAUCCCAAAUUAUUUUCGUCGUCUAAAAUAUAGCCACAAUAAAUACAAACUUCCGCCAACAACCCUGAGUUGAAGGUCUUUCAGGGUGUUUCGGAAUAUCAGUAAUUUGUACUCGUUCUACAGAUUAGCGUCGAAGUGAACGCUGUCAACCUUUAGUCCUGCCAAACUAUCAUUAAACUAUUCUUUUGAUCUCGUUCUUGAUAGUAUUUAGGAUAGCAUCUCAUUAUGCUUCUUCUGCGUUUGUUUAUUACAAACGGUGGUGUUUUUAAUUCGUAUGUCAUUCGUAUAUCUUAUAUUUGGGAUUACAACGCUUGAUGCUUCCAACUGAUUCUGGAAUAGGUAAUGAAACUGAAAAGCAUUCAUCAGUCUUAAUGUACUGGGAAUAACAUAAUUAACGUCUAGUACACCACCCUGAUAUAAAUAACUCACUAUAUAGUGGUUCCCAUUUAGGGUGUAGGUGAGAAAGUAACAUUACUGUUCCUGAUUUUUUCAGGGAUUAGAAACGUUUAUUUGAGCCCGCUGCGUAUCCUUGUAUGACGCCAAGCUUAACCUUGAUCUUGAUGACUUCAGGCAAAUAUUUUACUAAAUACCAAUUCAAUUACAUUCACAGUUUCGUGCGCUUUACUGGGACGAACGAUUUAUUUAUUGAACCUACCUACUAAAUGGUGUUGUGGAUUUUUUUUAGAAAGUUCCUAGGUACUAUCAAUAUCUCCUCAGUUUCAAACGUAAAAUAAGAUCGGGAAUAAUUAUUAUAUUGUCGUGUGUAGUUGGCCUCCUAGUUAAUAAGUUUGUUAUUUCUGGUUAUUUUAAAUGUGCUCUUUAUGCUUCUUGGACUUACUAAGUGUCUCUGGAUGCACUACGCUCGUUGCCGAGAAAGUAACUGAAAUUUUUAAGACAUCGAGUUUGUGCAAUGUGUCAAUACACUAGCGAAUCCGAAAACCUUUAACACGAAUAGUUAUGCUAUCUCUCCAAUAUCAAUCCGCUAUAAACCUGCAUUUUACCGUUCGAAUUUUCAGAUCUUUGAGCAGUUAUAUAACCUUCUCUCCUCUUGGUUUUGUAACUUUAGUACCAUUAAUCAUAAUGAGAGAUUAUUCUAACUGAAGGACAUUGAAACUUUAUGUAGUUGACCGGAUUGUCACUUCACAUUUGAAUGUGCCCCAUUUUCCGGUUUCGGAUUUUACGCACACUAUAUUACCAAGCAGUCAAAAACAAUUCUAGUCCCAUAAUAUUCCAUGUGCCAUUUAUACUCAUUGUAUCUUUUCAUUGAAAAUUUUUUAAAUAACUAAAGAAAUUUUAUUUUCACACCGCUAUUGAUACAACAUUCAUUCACGUAUUAAUUCAUUUCAAAGGUUUCUACAAUUUUUAUGCGAACUAAUUGUCUAGAGAAGCGUGAAAUCAAAGGCAAAAUGAUGGUAAUGAGUAACUCAAUACUCAUUACCAUUUGUUGUUAAAAUGAGAUGUAUAUUGAUUUAAGGCCAGUAGAAAUUUCUCCAAGAAACGUACAGCUCUUCUCUCUUUUAGGUCCGUUGUAUGUAGGCUGAAGAUGCGCAUUUCUAACGAAACAAAAGUCGUUUUAAAUCUUGACGUUCUGGCACUAUCUGUUUUCAUUUCUGUAUGUAUGUCAUUCUUCAUAAGUGACCAGUUUGUUUACUACAGGUAAGACAGUACAAUUAGUGUAAGUUUUAUCUUUAAUAACUUACUGAUAUCCCGUCUUGUUACAUAGAUUUUCGUGUAUAUUCAUUCUUGGAAUUUUAGUGACCAGUUAUCAUCGUUCGUAUUCUUAUCAAUAUCAUUUCGUUUUUUGCUCAACAAGCUAACAACCAGAAGCGCAAUAAAAUGUUCACGUACUUAUUUCAUAAUUAUUGGAUGAUUCUCGGAGUCUCCGAGCCCUGUGUAUUAAUCUUUGAAAAAACGAAGAUUCGCUACCUGAUUUAUAUUCUACUUCAGUUUACGUUUUUGUUUAUCUACCAAGUAAACUGAUAUGUCAUAUGGCCCGUCGAAUAUCACGUGACAAAAUCAUCAAUCAAAAUGACUUGUAUGACGUUGUCCCUGUGCUAAACCAGUGAUGCGUCAACCAGCACGACCAGCCUUGAGUCAACUUUUAAUCCUUUUUGGUCUUCUGUGUGGUAGCACCUCGUCCACUCCCGCCUGGUUUAGUCCAGAACACAAACACCAGACUCUGUAUAUUUCGGACACUUGGUUUAUAUACAAGCAGACCAGAUCGCAUCACACUAUAAAAUGAAAGCGAAUUAUUAUACAAGUGUCAGAUGCUGUAACUAAAAAACUGGGAAUAACUUAAGAAUAGUAAAUCGUAUAAUAGUAGCCAAUUGGUCAAAUAUAGGCUUAUAAUAAGGGAAAUAUAGAUAUAAUCUGGUUAUUUAAUAUUUAUGCAAUAAGAAUAUAUGCACGUUAUAAUAACAGUCCAUAAAUAAUUUCUCGAAUUCGCCCAUAGUUUAAUCUUCGGACAUAGCAUGAACUACUAAAAUCGAUAAGUGAUGUGGAUCAGCUGAUAUGAGCUUGGUGCUAUAAUUUUAAUUUGGAUUGGAUUUGUAGCAGUAUCUGAGGCCUUUUACUGUACUGAUCGAUAAAUUUGGCUGUAUUUGUAACUGUUCGCAAGUAUGAUUCUGUGUUUUUUCGUUCUCUGGUUCCGAAUUUUUCUGAGGUGAAUUUACAAAAUACAUUCUGUCACCACCGAUGCAGCCUGAAACGUGGACCUGGAAAACAGGAUUACAGUUUCUCAAUUUUGUUUUUACGUUUUAUCAUAUGCACUACAUAUUUUUUUAAAUCCCAAGAAUAAUAUAAAUCUUUCGCAUUUGUAUGGAUGCAAAUUCAUUUCACUUUAUUAGCACCUAUAAACUGAAUUUGACUCAUGAUCUCAACUGUUGAAAUUACUACAAUCUCCACAAAACCCCUUCUGAUACGAAUCAACAUAUGCUCACUAGUGACUGGCUUCAAGAGUUAUAUCCUGGAGUUCUGGUGAGAAGCAAUGACCAGUGGAGUUCAACCAGGUCAUUUGUGAGAUAGUAACUCACUUAUGAUAAUGGUGGAUGUGUGGCUCAAUUUCGUGGAUUGGUUGAAGUUAGACAUUAACACCGUUGGAUGCCGGCUCAGUGGUCUAGUGGUUAAGCGCCUGGCGCGAGACUGAUAGGUCCUGGGUUCGAAUCCCGCGAGGCGGGGUCGUGGAUGCGCAUUGCUGAGGAGUCCCACGAUAGGACGAAACGGCCUUCCAGUGCUUCCAGGUUUUCCAUGGUGGUCUUGAUUCAAUUGACUCAUGAUCUCAAUUGUUGAAAUUACUACAAUCUCCACAAAACCCCUUCUGAUUUAUAAAUCACGCCAAUUUUUUAUUAACUGUAAAAGCAUUUCAUAUAAUCUACAUCGCACCAAAUAGUAAUGAAUUUCCUUGUAAAUGGUCAGAUUUCAGAUUAAAACGCAUUCAGUAAUUAUCAUAGUGAUGUUUAGACAUUAUUGUGCUCUUAUUUUUUUAAAAAUUGGUAUUACCUUUUACUUACUUACUUACGUCUGUUACUCCUAAUGGAGCAUAGGCCGCCGAACAGCAUUCUCCAACCCACCCUGUCCUGGGCCUUCUUUUCUAAUUCCAUCCAAUUCCCGUUCAUUUUUCUCAUGUCUAUCUCCAUUUCCCCGCGUAAUGUGUUCUUUGGUCUUCCUCUUUUCCUUUGGCCUUCAGGAUUCCAUGUGAGGGCUUGUCCUGUGACAAAGUCAGGGGCUUUCCUCAAUGUGUGUCCUAUCCACUUCCAGCGCUUCUUCCUAAUUUCUUCCUCCUCUGGGAUCUGGUUUGUUCUUUCCCACAGUUGGUUGUUGCUAAUAGUGUCCGGCCAACGGAUCCGAAGUAUUUUGCGUAGACAACUGUUAAUAAACACCUGUAUUUUCUGGAUGAUGGCUUUCGUAGUUCUCCAGGUUUCCGCCCCAUACAGUAGAACUGUCUUGACAUUUGUAUUGAAAAUCCUGACCUUGGUGUUGGUUGAUAGUUGCUUUGAGUUCCAGAUGUUCCUCAGUUGUAAAUAUGCUGCUCUUGCUUUGCCGAUCCGCGCCUUCACAUCUGCAUCAAAUCCAUCGUGUUCAUCAAUGAUGCUGCCCAGAUAUGUAAAGGCUUUUACAUCUUCCAAAUCUUCUCCGUCAAUUGUGAUUGGAUUGGUGCAUUCUGUGUUGUAUUGGAGAAUCCUGCUUUUCCCAUUGUGUAUAUUGAGACCUACUGCUGCUGAUACUGCUGCUACACUGGUCGUUUUCUCUUGCGUUUGUUGUUGCGUGUGCGAUAGAAGGGCCAGAUCAUCUGUGAAGUCUAGAUCGUCCAGCUGCAUUCAAGCUGUCAACUGUAUCCCAUACUUCCCCUCAGAUGUUGACGUCUUCAUGAUACAGUCGAUCACCAGGAGAAAGAGAAAGGGUGAGAGUAAGCAACCUUGCCUAACACCGGUCUUCACUUCGAACGACUUUGUCAACUGUCCUCCAUGCACGAUUUUGCAGUGUAAUCCAUCAUAUGAACUCUCUAUGAUAUUGACUAUCUUCUGAGGCACGCCGUAGUGUCGAAGAAGUUUCCAUAGUGUUGUUACCUUUUAGGCCUUAUAUAUUUUAUUUGAAUUUCCUAGGUCGUUUAAUGACAAGAUACAUUGUUAAACAAUCGGUGACAUAAAAUUAAAGAAAUAACUUAGGCUUUCGUCCUACAUGAAAAAUAAAAUUCACGUAUUAAAUCUUCAUGUUUCAUUGAUUUUCUAAGGUGUAUCGAGUUCUGAUGAUCUUGCUUUCUGUGUUACUGGCAUCAGACACACAAAACAGUCAACAAUGUAGUGAUCAAUGAACAAAAUAAUGUUAUAUCGUUAGUGAUAAGGCCUUGGUACUAGAGACUGACUUUUGACAUCCUGUCUGGAUCACCUCAAUAUAGUCAUUUUGUCACAAGUUAUAUAAAGUAAAUGGCUUGUUGCUAGCAGUGAAACCCAGGACGCAUGUUUCACCCUAUCUGGGACUCGUCAGUUGGAUCCACUUUCAAACCCCUGCUUAUAUUUACCCGAGGGCUUUAAUCCAUCGCCUUUCCUUUUGAACAUCUAGCUUUUUAUUCACUGAGCUACUGACUCCAGAUGACUAUUAAAUUGUUUAAUGUGUAUGAUAUUUAGAUCAAUAGUAGCAAGGGUUUGAAUUAUACGCUUUUUGAUAUUAAGGAAGACACUAUUUAAACUAUUAUGACCGUGAUAUGCAUAUACAAGCCUACCUUAUAGACUUGAUAGUAAUGAAAAGUUUGAAUUAACGUCGUUUUGUCAGUAAAAUUAAUAGUUGUACGGAAAAGUGUUAUUAGUCAGAUUUUAAAAUUAGGUACAUUCAUCUGUUAUUACUGUGCUCAGUCUGUUUAGUCUGAAACUUUCUUGCGCUGGGAUAGUUUACUAGAAACACAUUACUUCAUGAACGUAAAAUAAAGUUUCAUUUAAUAAUGAAUUAAAGGAAUUCGGCGAGAAUUUUCCUUUAAAAUUAUAUUGCUCUAUUCUUUAAGAGCUAGUUCAUACUAUCUUUAUAAACUGACUGGAUUAUACAUCUUAUGCUUGUAAAUAUGAUCUAAAUACUCUUGAACGUUUAUGGAUAUCUGUAAAUCAACUUAAAUCUAGACGUUCGUAUUAUUUUAUAGUUUUUUUUAAAUUAAUUUUCGUAUGAUUUAGUAUGUUUUCAGAAAAAAAACAUAAGUGAACAAUAUUGUUUACAAUUAGACGUUCAUUAGGCCUUGAUAUACGAUAAUAUUUACGUGGAUAUAUGAGAAUAUUAAAUUAAUCAAGGCAGUUUAAAUAAAUGAUUAGUAGAAAGUACUGAUUUACAGUCUAAUAGCAUGUAACUAAUCGUGAUGAGAUUUAUUUCACUUCAAUUAAUAUUUGCCAUCAAUUUUUAAUUUACAUUCUAAAUAGAGGACUUGAUGUACAUUAAAUCGAACAUGGGAAUUAAAAUACUUCUGUUUUGAUUCAGUCACAUAUCAUUUGGAUCAUGUAUUAAAUCAUAUUAUUUCACUAGAUCCAUAGUCUUCAACGCGAUUUGGUUUAACUGCUGUAUCUAUUAGAAAAACGAUGACAACUUUUAACUAGUAUUGUAAACUAGAUGAAAUGUGGCUAGCAGCGGAAUCCAGGACACCUUUUACGUUCUAUUUAGGAUUCGUCAGCUGAAUAUACUUGAAUCUCAGAGUUGAUGCUCUGGAUCUCGAACCUAGUACCGUUCGCUUCAAAAGCCAACGUGUUAUCCAAACCAUUAAAAAUUGAGUUAAUAUUGUCAAUAUUGAGAUAUGCUUUAUGUAGAUUUUAAGCUGUUUGUUUUAUCCUAUUGUUUAUUUUUUUACAGUUGUCUGUCUGAACAAGGAAUUGAUUAUUGGUUGGUAAAUAAAAGUGACAUGUGAGUCUGAAUAUGAAUAAUAAAAAAUGCACAAUGGGGUAUUUUCAGAGCAUUUCCCAAGAGUUCACGUGAUUGAUCUUGAUAUCCUCUCAUUAUAUCGCAAAUUGACUGAUGUUAAAAGAUGAAAACUAAUGAGAUUUAAUUUACCUCUGGAUAUUAAUGUAAUUUUCACGAUAGCUGAAAUCCUGUGGGAUAUCCUCUUUGAAAAUGGCUUAACGAAAGCGCUUUUGAGUCAUCCUAAAUAAAGACUAGACAGUUGUUUUGUGGUCUCUGUUUUUUAAAGACACUUCAGCCUAUACAAUCUUGUGAUGAAGAUUCCCACUCUGACUGUAGCACUUGCAUCCAACAUGUGUUUAAUCACCCUGAACAAUUAUCUUUCCUCAAAACAUGGUGUAUAGAUAACAAAUAUUUUUUUCAGUAUCUUGAUAAUAAACUCAUCUAUUAGAUAUAUUGUUAGCGGGACAUAGACUGGAUUAAAGCAUGCUCAAUGCAUGAUUGCUUUGGUGCACGCUGAUUGGCUAAUUCUUAUCCAAUCAGCACUAGUCGAUAGUCGGAGAAUACUCUGGAAUCUUCUUAUGUAAAAACUAUAAAUAUACUGACAUUUUCUCUAUUGUGCUUCUGGCGUGCUUCUUACUUCCAUCUAACCUUGUUAUUUGGAAUAUAAUCUCUUCCUGUUCAACCGUGUUCUGAUUUGGGGACUUGUCGAGUGAAUCGGUGUCCGAGAAUACUAAGCAAUAGGAAUAGCUGGGUCAUAACCGUAAGAAGAAAGAGAUUAUAACAUAUAUCCAUGUUCAAAAUUUUUCUUAUCAGUGUAACAUCAUACUAUUCUUAUCUACCAGUAAUAUGGUUGACAUAUCUUCAUAAUGAUAAAUCAUUGUUCUUCUUAACCGUAUAGUACCGCUCAGAGACUCAUUAGUUUCUAGAUUCUCAAGGUCACUGUCGAAAUCUCUUUUUGGCCAACAGAGGUAAAAUAUGUGGAAAACAUGUGGCAUGAUGGUUGUAUCAAGAUAAUAUGUACAAGGUAUAUAAAUCCCAAAAACACUGAUCACAUUUCAGUUAAAAUAUCAACAACGAAAUGAUCCAAACUGUUACACCCAAGGACGCUUUUGUAAACAUGCACUAACGAAGUAUGGCGUUGAAUUCAUUUUUAUUCUGAUCAUAAAAAUAGAUAGGCUCUUUUCAUUAAUACCUUGGAUUUGUUUCAUGUUUUGAAUUUCAAUAUCAGCAAUUCUGCACUUGUCGCAAAACUUAUGAAAAUCUAAUUCAUACAUUUAGCUACUUAUUUCGUCAUAUACUUUUUAAAACUCAUUAGUCAGCAGACUUAAAUGUCAUCAACAUAGAGAUUGGUGCAGAUAUGGACUGACCAAGCUACCAUGCUAGAUUAACGCGAUGAGGUAAAGCUAGCAAAAUAGAUCAAAAUAAUAUAGUAUCGAUAGUAAAAAGAAAGUGUGAGCGUUUGUAACAUAGUUUUAAAAGACAAUGGAAAGGUAUGUAUAAAGAGAUACUGAAAUUUAAGAUCAAGAGGAAUAUAAAAAGUGAAUGCAUUUACAUCAUUGUGAUUGAUUCUGAACUUUGUCGUCCAUUCUUUAUCUGUUGAUCGUGAAUAACACGCGGACCUCAACGAGGUAGUCUGCAUCUACUAACAUGGAUCAUACAAAUACUACAUAAUUAUGUGAACUGAUGUCACGUUUUGUCUUGCUGGCUUUAGCUUAACUCAUCGUGGUAGAUGGCAGUUAAAUAAAUGUUUCAUCUUCAGUUGAUGGUGAUCCACUGCCUCAUCAACCUUUAGUAAGUAAGCUAUGCCCAACCUCAACAUUUCUCACUCGGUCAUUCCAAAAAUGCGAGCAAUGCUUUAAAAAUACCUAUGGUCAAGUACCUUCCGUCCGUGCAUGUUUUCUGCCUUCAUAGACCAUGUUUCACAGCCGUAAAGUAGAAUCGAGCAAACUGCUGAACAGUAUACACGCUCCCCCGUUGUGAGAUGAUUAUCUCGCCUACUCCAUUACAUAAAGUCACGAAACGCCAGAAAUACAAUUUGUCUACUCAUUGGGAUAUAACAAAAAAUGUAUUUAUUACUAAAAGCUUUUACUGGAUUUUCCAGGAAUCUUCCAGAGAAAUACUUUCAUGUUUGACACAAAAUCAGUGGUACGAUUUUGAUUUAUUUGGAUUGUUUUUAGUACGGAUGGACUGCAAGCUGCACAAAAGAAAGCUGCUUUUAUACAGUCUCUUAAAAAUUUUCUGGGUAUUGGGACUGGAAUUUUCUCAACACUAAUCAUUGGUUACCUAUCAGAUAAUUAUGGUCGGCAAUUGACGUUGGGAAUUAUAAUAUUAGGAGAAGCUUUACGAAUUUUAGCUCUUGGUAGGUUAUACAAUAAAUCUCUUAAAUUAUUUUUCUUUAUUUUGUUACAGAUUGGGUCGUGCAUGAAUUUACUAGAAGUCAUUGCCUAUUUCAGUGAUGUUACAGCAUGUAGACAUUCGAAACAUACUAUGAUUAGUUUUCAGUGAACCUAUGUUUAAAUCUGUCAAAGCAGACUUUCUAUUGGUAAAAUUACCUUACGCUUAUCAGUAGUAUAUUGUGAACUAAGUGAACUAAACCACUUCAAAGUUAAUUAGUUAUCCUUUUCAUAUAUUCAUGUCCACACACGGUUUGUAAGUUAGGGUUGCUGAAAAUAUACCAAAAUAGCUAUAGAAACAAAUGAAUUCAACCGACCCAUUUAGAGCAGAUUGAUCUUGACUCGGCCUUUGUGCUUUCGUAUAAAAAUUGUCUGGGUCGGGUACUUAGGUUUGUUGAUGAUCUAACUGUAUGGGAUUUCAAACCCCUCUUGUGUGUUCAAAAACAAUGUGCACUCACAUCGAAACUGCUCUGGUAAUAUUGAUUUAUUAUUCAAUAGUGUGAUUCACAUUGGUUUCCUUAUUAUCUUCGUUUUUCUCCUAUCUUUUGAUUUGUCUAGUUAGUGUUUAUUUGUCGUACAUAAAUGCUUUAACGUGUAUAUAUGUGAUUAGAUCGUUCUAAAUGUAUUGCUCAUAUAUAUCACAUAUUUCUGAUAAGCAUCACCUCUUGAUUGUAUAAGUAAAUUAAACAGUUAACCUACCACUUUACUACCGUCAUUGAAAAUUGCUAACUUAGGUGUGCAAUACUUUGAUAUUCAAAAUACCAUGGUGUCCUACAAUGCUAAUUGUUUGGAUUAAUUUUCACACUAAUUUAAUUCUUCAAAUGUAUUAUUCAGGAAAAUCUGGAAUCUUUUUAGACUGAAUAUAUCAUGCAACAGUUUGAUUAAAAUUUCAAAAGAUUGGAAUAACUGACUAAUCUGUAAAAAAACACUUCCUUUUUUCCCAGCAAUUAACAAGAAUCUUUAACAUCUUUAUAAUUAAGGUGAAUAAUCUUAACACCAAUUAUCGUAACAAAUCAAACGAAGUUGACUUAUUAUCGUCACCUAGUUCAAAUUAAUUCAAGGUACGGAUUGGAGAACUUUCCAAAUCUACCAUAUGUGUUUAAUUAUGCAUACAGUUGUUGGGGCCCGUAUACGUUUACAAGUACCUUAGAGAUAUAGUCAUUUAAUUGCUUUCGGAACGAAAAUCUCUUUAUUAGUAAUGAAAUAAAAGGACUAAUAGUAUAUUGCGAUUAAGUGGAAAGAAAAAAAAUUCACAAUCGUACACAAGCAAUUACAACACAAUAAGUCACACAAGCUAACAGUCAAAGUCGGGACAUUUCUAACAUAACCAUUCGAGCCUAAAGAAGAGGAUGUGCCAUUCAGAAUGCAUCACUGAUGGCACUAGUGUUAAAGGACCAUCAUUUUUGUCUAACUUACAGACUACCACAUUUUGACCUUAUGUUUAUCGUACAUUAGACAUUUAACAACCAGUUUUUUUUUAUAAUCAUUCAAUACUUAGUGAAAAUUGUUCACUUACCUUCCGUUUGUUAUUAUUAAUGGCUUUAUUCAGUAUUAUAUGCUUAGUAGAAUAUAGAAUUCUCAGGAAAAGGUAUUUUAACAGGUUCCUUUUACAACAAAAGGUGAUAACUGGAUACACAUAAAUAUAAAUUAAGUAAAUAAACUACUGAGAAUUAAAUGAAAUGCUUUUUAUUAAGAUUGAGAUCUGCACAACUUUUUAAUUAGAAACAUGUUUAAGAAUACAAGUUAUUGACUAGCUGAACUCUAACAACUUGUUUAUCACAGUAUAUUUGCUAGAUAAGGCAUUGUAGAGCUUUUAUGCCUUUGUUUGAGUGCAUCGACUGUAAUGCAUUUUUGCGCCUUGUUUUACUAGGAGGUAUACAAGGAGAACGAUAUGAAUAAAGUGGGUGGUUACUAUUUGAUAACACUUCUUAGGGGUUUGCAAGGUUUUAAAUAUCUAUCCGUAACCAUAUUAAUAAUGACUUAAAACGAUUCACACACUUUGCUAACUGCCUUCCGCACUCCCCGCAAUACACUGAAAUCUUUUCUCAAAAACCUGGGAAAGUAUAAUCGGGAGCAGUAUAAAAAUAAUAUUAUGCAGGUACUAAGAAAUCGCAAAAGUAAAUGCAGCCCCUUUAUAUAAUAAGUCAGAUGGCAAACUUUCUUCGAUAACUAAAACAUAAGAAGAACAAGAAAGACCAGAGGAAAAAUUCACACCAAGAUAAAUGACCAUUGACACGGUUUUCACUACAGAAUCUCUAGCAGUGAAAGCGUUAUAGGAUUCCAAAGGGGUGUUUGAGUGCUGUUCGUGCCCCAGAAUAAAUUUAACACUUUGACAUUCAGAAGGGUUAAGUGUGCGAUCACCGACAACAGGUUAUCGUUCAACAAGAGACAAGAACUCAUUCAUUCCAAGUGGAUGUGGAGAGGUAGAUAUCGAGAUCGUCCGCAUAUUCAACAAAAGUGCUUCCUGUGGGAAAUAGCAGGUCAUGCAGGAAAACAGAGAAAGGAACAGGGUAAAGAAAUGCUCCUCGUGGAACACCUUCAUGAAUUAGUAGAGAUGUUGAACACUUUUCUCCAAACACAGUGUACUGUUCUCUUCCAGAGAGAUAGAAACACAGCCAGUUGGUUAUCCAGCUUUCAGUGUUGAUUUUGACAAACUUGUUAAGUACUAGUUGUCAUGGCAUAGGGUCAAAGGCAGAAGUAUGGUCUAGAAAUGCGCACCGAACAUCUUUCUUACCCUUUUUCAACUAUAUUGUAUUGAAAGACAACAACAGCAUCUGUGUCACUCUUUUGCAAUCAGCAUUCUCACUCAUCCUCAUAUGAAGAAAUCUAACAAUAUAAGUUAUACGUAAUUAUAUUUGACCGGCUCCUCUUAUUACUUAUUUUUCUAUGCCUGUUAAAGGUAUUAUCGUAUUUUUCAAUUUUUCUCCCUGGAGUUUGAUUGUAUCUGAAUUAUUAGAAGGAUCUAUUGGCGGUGGAUUGUUAUCAAUUUCAGCACAAUUAUUUGCUUGUAUAGCUGAUCUAACCCAAAAAUCACCUAAUGAAAUAGUAGUAAUAUCCAAUGAAAAUAUGGAUUCAGUAACUCAGGCAAAAAGAUUAGUAAAAAAACGUUGGCUUUUAUUUACUUUACUCGAUGGUGCAAUCACUUGUGGUAUGGCAUUUGCAAAUGCACUAACAGGUUUCAUGAUUCAACAUUAUCGUUUCUACAUAACAAUGAUAACUUGUAUAGCCUUUCUUAUUCCUUCAGUAAUUACUUUAUUUCUCGUACCUGAAACAAGUGUGAAGACAAUACAAGUUGAACAGACAGAAGAUAUUGAAAAUUCAUCCAAUGAAUUAUGCAUUACAGCUCCAGCAGUUCAUAAUGAAACUAGUAAGCAUCAAGAGUCCUCUAGUAAUUAUUCAGUCCACGUACAAUCUGAAAAUAGCUGUAUGAAUAAGCUACGAAUUAUAUCAAAACUACCUCGUACUCAUAUAGUAAUAAUUAUCAUUAUUUUCAUGUUUUCCAUCUCUGGUGUGACGGAUACACAAUAUUUAUUUCUUUACUUAAUGAGUGGUCCUUUUAUGUGGGAUGCACAAGUAGUUGGUUUAUUCACGUAAGUUUACGUGUACUGGAGUGUAUUUCAGUUUUUAAUCUAGUGUUUGGUAACUUUAGGAAACUGAUUUUCUAAGCAUUGUGAUUCAUAAAUUAUAUGUCUAUAUCCUAUUAGUCAUUUCAGCGAUACGAACUUCAUCAGUCAAAACGAUUUGUCAUUUUUGCUCUGUUUUACUUUCCUCACAUGUGCUUAAAGCUCUUGUUCAAUCACUGAUGGUUUUAGACCAGGCUUUACAACCAGUAUUGACGUCAGAUGUUUUGCAGUGAUAGUUUACUGUAUACUAAUUCUAAAUGUAUACCUUUUUCGUAUAGCAGUUUCUUUCAUACAACUAAAGCCCUGUAGUUGCGAAAGUUUUGUUUCAAUUGAAAUAUGGGUUUUUUUUGGGGGGGGGAGGUUUAUUUUCGAGGGUCUCAAAUUUAAACUUUAUUUAAUUAAGAAAUGAAUCUCAAAGUAAAAAUAUGACAGAAAAUCAACCAAGUAAAUGCCUAAUUUCUUAGUUGUCUGUUUUGUUAUUUCCAGUUUGAUAAAUAAUAAUGUAAAGUGAAUUCAUCUAAUAUACGAAAGAAAGGAGCACUAGGUUUUAUUGUCAUCUAAAUGCUCAUAAUGCAAUACGUUCAGUAGUGGUGUUUAUGUUUCCCGAAGACUCAUCUCAUGUAUUUGUAUCUUUCGUAUAUUGGUUUUAUUUGACGCCCCAAAUAUAUUGUUCUUUCCCCCCUCAAACCCCAUCAUCGAGUAAAGUUAAAUACCUACAUUUUUCUAUCAUUUUGAAAUCACACCUAUCACAUAAGAUAUAUAUUUUGCAGUCCAGAUUUAAUUCAUGGCAAAAUGAGGCUUUUCAGCACAAUUUUCAUGGAUCCGAAAACGAAUUCUUUAUCAAUGUUAUAAUUCUCUCUUAUUACAACCCAGCUAUUCCUAUUUCUUAUUAUUUUUGGACACCAAUUCACUCGACAACUUCCUAAAUGAGAACACGGUUGAACAGGAAGGAAAUUAUAUUCCAACUAAUAAGGGUAGAUGGAAGUAAGAAGCAUAAUAAAAUAAACGUUAGUAUAUUUAUAGUUUUAACAUGAAAAGAUUCUAGAGUCUUAUUGGAUAAAUGAUAUUCAAGUAAUCAACAGUUUAGCUAGAGUCUGUCAUAUGGUCUAGUGGUCAUAACGGUGUAGUGAACAAGAACACGAGUGGGGACAAUCGAAUAUAUUUGACACGCAAUUACAGAGCAUCUCACAAAAAUCUGAGAACCAUUUAGUAAAUAGUUAAUUUGCAAAAUAUCAAUCCAUCGUCUCAAACUUGACUGUUAUAUUUGCAAACAUCAGUCCAUUGUCUCAGAUUUCAUUGCUCAUGCAUUUUCACACCAAUUGCGUCCCGUUCUCGUUCUUUCCUGCUCGAUCUUCUACUGAAAUACAUUCUGUGCCUGACAACCGUUAUAUACUGCUUGUGUGGAUAUAAGUAACCCACACCACAACGGUACAAAGAAAUAUGCGAAUUGCUACUGUUCUAAUAACAUUGUCUGUUAAGUAAGUUAAUAAAAGGGCUUAACCAAAAUUAACCAUAAUCAAAAUUGGUUGUAGAAUAGUUGUUAUAAUAUGACUUAAAACAGUUGUGAAAUACUUUUGUAUAAUGUUGAGAUAGUUUGUUAAUUUUGUUAGCAUGGUGUUCAACCUAUCCACUACUCAGUUGUGUUUAGAUUGUAUAUAACAAGUAAAACAAUUUCAUUCCUAUGUCCUAAUUCUAAAACCUUAAUUCUGAAAAAAAACUUAGUCCAAUGGUACUGUAUUUCAUGGACGAACUAACUAGAUCUAAAAUAGCGCUUCUUUGGAUUUUUGAGUGAAAUUCAUUCAUCCAUAUGACUACAUAAAACUUUAGCAUUAUGGUUGGUAUUCGUUCGUGACAGAAAGAAUAUGGGGACUCUUAAAAAUCUGUUUUUAUUUUUGAGAAAACGAAGAAUCUGUAUCCAUACGGCCAAAUAUAAAUGUCGUCGUUUGUUCGAUUUACAGAGAGUAACCUGUAUAAGAUGUUAAUAGAUUCAUUCAUUCAUUCAUAUGUAAAAUCUAUGUACACUCUCGUAGUAUUAUUGUUUCCUUUUCCAUGAACUAUCCAUUUACAAAAGAUGAUUUCUGAUUAGCUAAAACCUGGAUAAAAAUUCAUUUUGAUUAUCUAAGCUCAUCCCUUUGCUAUACCCUCAUCAUAUUUCCUUCAUCUUCAUUAUUCUAUAUAAGAUAGUGAGUACAUCUAAUUGUUCCUUUAUUUAGAAUUCAAACAUUUGGUCCUUCAAAUUUUCUGUUUAAAUAUGUGGUAGAUGUUUCAGGAGAAUGAAAACUUUCAUUCGAAAAUUCAUUCUUAGAUUUAGUACAGUCCCUUUUUGCUAGUAUAAUGCGAAGAUGGAGUUCAUUUGAAAAAUGAUAUGUAUUUGCACCAUAUAUUUCGAACAAUCUGACCAUACUUAUACUUGUCAAGGCAUUUUUACACAUGAAAACUAAUAAAGGUCAAUUACAUGAAAGGUUGAAUAAAUAUAACUGUUGAUUAAAAAUAUAAGACGGAAAAAUAAUAUUUAAACGCAAAGAAUGUUUAAACAAACAAUUUUCAUCAAUAACUUCAUCGUCAAGCUCUACAGCUAUAUAUCCAUAAUUAUUGUGUUAGAAUGGUCAAAAUGAGUAGUAUAUAAAUGCAAUUAAGAUAAGAGAUUCAUAGGAAUUGAGUAGAUUGAAUGUUCAAAUCAAUCAUGAGACGGCAGAGAUUCAAGGUAAGCGUCUGUUAUAUCCUUUAAGUAUAGGAUGACACAUUCGUAGCCCAUGGUAGAUAGGGUAGUCGAUUGUGCACCUCUUUUCGAUACAAAAGUUUGAUUUUUUGGAGACAAUUUCGAUGAAAUCCGUUAUUUAUGAGAACUGUAAUUUUACUCGUUUAAUUAGACAAAUCAGGACUUGAUACAAAACCGAGAAAAUUUCAUCUAUUUCGGUAUCUAUUAAGUGAAAAAGUAUGGCUCUGUUGGUUGAUUUCGUGAUUCUUUUUCUAGCCAUACUGGUACUUGUUCACAACCACAUCUGGUUUUUAAACCUAGAUGGAAUCAUGGGCUUCUUUGUUUCAGUUGCAUUCAAUUUUGCAGCAUUUUAUAUUUUUACAAUGACUGUUUUUGUUUCGAAAUUGUGCUAUUUGAUUCUCCUCUAUAAGGUGAUGCAAUGUAAACCUUUUUUCAAUAUUGGACGAUGAAGGGGUCUCGGUUUUAUUAGACUUUUACACGGAUUGGUAAAUUUCACUUUUGUUUCUAUCAUCGGUUUUAAAUCCCCUUCAAUCGUACCCAUGCUGUAAAUCCAUAUCAUUACUAGCUUUUCUCAAUGUACUCUGUUUUGCGCUCACCUUUAGUGGAGGAUGCCGUUCCUACUCACUGCCUUCUCUCGGCAGAAGUGUUGUUUACGAAGUUGAGAGGACGAGAAGCGAGUGUUCAGCCCCGAGACCGGGUUGUUGCAUACGGGGUAUCCACUUAGAAGUGUAGAACAACCCUGAUUCCAAACCAAUGGUGCACAUGGAUUCCAGAAUCUUAAGGGGACAAACAGGGUUUGAACUUGUUCUUGAUUUUCGGCCACCAUGAAGUCGCAUUUCUUAAUGUUGUUCCACUGCUUUUAGGUCAAAGGCGCGGUGAGUGGUCACCUAAGAAAACUGACUGUUUCCGUUUGAGCAACCGAGCAAGUAUCACAGUCGCCCCUCCCCAUGGAUUUUGUGUGGCACGCAUAUAUUCUAAUGCCCUUUUGUACCAACGUUUAUGUCCUUAUAUAAAUAAAUAAUUGUGAAGGAUAUGGUGUUCUACAGAGAUUAUAGUUCACUUUUGCUGAUUAUUGUCAAUAAACAGAAAAUUUUACUUUUUACCAGAAAAUAUUAACUUUUAAUAUUUCUGAGUAUUAUUAUAUUGAUAGUUACACUUGUAUUAUAACUUAUACCUCAAAAUAUGUUCUUUUUUUGUUCAGAGGUUUAAGAGAUGUAUGCUGCACAUUUGUAUCUGUAUUAUGUGUCAGUACGAUGGUCAAGUUUCGUAAAGAUCAACCAACUAAUCAUGUUGAAGUAGUAUCAAUAUCAAAUAGAAUGAAUACAACAUUAUUUGGUCGUUUAAAAUCUGUGGAUCAAAUUCUUCUCAUUAUGUUGGUAUUUUUUGGAUUUAUAAUUUUUUCUAUUUAUCAAAUCAUUAUGGGCAUAGCUUGUACAUUCACUGUUCCAACAGCAAAUAUUCUGGUUUAUUUCGCUACAAUUCCAAGAUUUGUUAAAGGUUUUCAAAUAUCCAUACUUCGAACUAUUAUAUCAAAAUGGACAGAAGUCUCUAAACAAGGUAUGGUAAUGUCUGUUAUUGCAGUAAUGGAACGCCUUGGGCUUUUGAUCAGUCUUGUAGCUCUACCAGUUAUAUACGCUGCAACAGUUAGCACUUUCAAAGGAUCGGUAUUUUUCGUUUGCGCCUCUUUUACAAUUUUGGAAGCUUUAAUAGUCUUAAUUUUACCAGUAUAUGCUCCAAACAAAUUGUCACUGGAAUCGUAAUCAGUUAAUUAUUGGUAAUAUAAUCUGUUAUGUCAUUGAACUUAAAGAAGAAGAAAAAAGACAGGAAUCCAGACUUUAUUAAAAAUAUAAUCAACUCAUUUAUUUAUUUAUUUACUUAUAAGAAAUCAUUUAUAUUUUCAGAACAUUUGUUACAUUUCUACAAUAAAUCACGAUGUAUUGGUGACACUGAUAAAAGGACUGCAAACACCGUUGUUCGGUUUUAGUUUGAAACUCGUUAGCAUUAUAUAGAUUAAAAAUAUUGCUUAACCAAAUAUCAUUUGACCAUUAGUCUAUAUUUUCUAACUUUACAUAGCAUGAUUUCGUUGACAGACAUCCGUUCAACCUCUGAUAUAACUGACUAUAUAGAUCACACUACUUCUUAAUAUAUCUUCAGAAGGAAGCAUUUGAGAUAAAUAAUUGUUGGUGUUUGUGAGAACCUUUUUGGUUUUAAAAUAAUUUUUCUCACAGAAUGAUUGUGAUACCUUGUGUGUACAAUUAGGAACUAGAAGUGUAAUCCAUGACUAACGUUUGAUAAUAUUUAGGAGUCAUCAGCUGGAUAUACUUGCAUCCCGGUGUUGAUAUUCAUAUUGAGACCCGAACACAGUAUCUUUAGCCUUAAUCAUCAAGUAAACAACUCAUUGGAGUCUGAAGGGAAAGGUACUGGGUCCGAUUCCUAGUAUAGAUAUAAACACUGGGAUGUAUAGUCAUCAUAAUGUUUCUUUCAUAGAUAGAGGUUCCUACUCAGGAAAAGUUUACCUUAAUACAGUUAAAUUAAAUAAUAAUUCAAGUUUUUUUUUGCUGUUAGGCAAAGUAUAAAUAAAAUCCAAUAUAUUAAAUUGCUUCUAACAUUCAUACCUCCUAUUAUUAUUGUGAUCUACGUCUUCACUUACAUCUUGAAAAAAAUUGAUUGUGCUUAUCACAUGUGUAUGGAAUCUGUUUAUAACAAAGUUUUUUUUCCGUUUAAAAAUAUUUUUCUUGCGGUUUGAUUUGUCAUUUUUGUUUUAAUUAUAAUUUACGUGUUUUGUAAGAAUUUGUGUUUGAAAUUUGUUAUCGUUAAAUAAAUCAUUAAUUUAGCGAUAUUCAGAAAAUCGUCUGACAAUGUUCGAAUUAAUAGUAAUUAUUAAUAUCUAUACAUUUGUCAUCAUAACAUAAUCUGUAGGUUAAUUCUCUUGAAAACGUUUUGUUCAUAGACGAUUGUUUAGUAUCAUAUAUGAUCUAACAUACUAUUGUAACGUUAAAAUGCCUUAAAAAUUGUCUUCGAGAAAAUCAUUUUGAUCUAACGAAUGAAUGGAAUCGAACAAAAGUAAUUAUAGGUAUAAUUAACUUUUGAUGUUGUACACUGUUUUACAGCAUCGAUUAAUGGAUUACAAUUUACAGUUCAUGUUCUAAGUUACUGUAUUGAAGUAAAUUUUAAUUCAGAUCAUUGUACUUUUACAGUGUGACUUGCCACAUACUCAAGACACAUACAGUAAUUCAUUCCAGUGAGUAGCACCGUGUUUUAUAAGCAAACUUACUAAAAGUAAUAGGCAACCAUAUUUCUGAAGUUUUAUUUUCAUAGAACCGAUUAGUUUAUUACAAUAUUCAAGAUUUUUCACUUAAGUCAGUCGGUAAAGAUUAUCUAUUAAUAAUGAUUCGAAAACUGAAUAGAAUCACCUAAAUCUAUAAAUCUAGGGAAACUAUAUUGUUCCACGCUAUUGUAUACAAUUUGUUGAUGGAAUUUUCUAAGUGAUGGAUUGAAAAAGGAUACACUUGUUCGUACAUACUUUAUACUGUAUGCACUGUUAUGCAUAAUUCCUAUUUUGAAUGCAACUUAUUAUUUUACCACAAACGGGUAUAAAUCGAAAUUAGUACUAGAGUUGUUGUUCCCUCAUUUACUAGCAAUUUGUAAUUGCAGUCUUAAGAUAAUCGAUGUUUCCUUCGGGGUCAUAAAUUAUUUUAUGGAGUUCUUUCGAUAUCCAGAAAUAAAAUAAAACAUGAUAUCAAUCAAUUGAUACUCGGUGACCGAUUAUUGUGAAUAUCUUCGUCUUACACGAAAUCUUGCGCGGUCCUUGUAGCUUACUGGUUAGCUCUUUGACUAUGAUCAUGAACGACUCAGUUCAAUUCACCACCGAAUCAUGGAGUUCUUCGAAAUUAUAAAUAAGCAUUAACUAAAGAGUCAAGUCCAUCACGAAACUUAAGUUUAGUACUUCCUAUUGGUUGCUUACAAUCACUUGAAACAUGAAAGCACACUAUACAG